AUGUUUGGAGCAAUGAUGAAAGGUUUUAUAAUAAAUAAUAUGCCAACGAAAGCAAUUGAUCUAUUUAAUCAAAUAAAAGAACCAAAUCUUGUUAUUUAUCUGAUUACUAUCAAUGGUCUCUCUCAAAUUGGUAUUUUAUCGAUGUGUGAAUUGAUUGUUGAAAAAAUACCAAAUUGUUUUCUUAUGAAUAAUCAUAUUCAAAAUGCAUUAAUUGAUAUGUGGGGAAAAAGUGGCUGUGUGGAUCAAGCAAAGAAAGUUUUUGAAAAUAUGUCUCAACUAGAUGAAACCAGUUAUACAGUAAUGAUUAAUUCUUAUGGUUUAAAUGGAAUGGGUAUUGAAGCAAUUGAACUUUUUCAUAAAGUUCCAUCACAUUUGAUACAAGAAUCAACUUAUGUUUGUGUUCUAAACGCCUGUUCACAUUCUGGACUUGUUCAACAAGCUCGUUCGAUAUUCAACAAUAUUCAAAUGAAAACAGAAAAAAUUUAUACUGUUAUGAUUGAUUGUCUCAGUCGUGCAUCUCGUUUUGAAGAAGCACAACAACUGAUCGAUCAAUUUGAAUGUGAUCAUCUUCCUGGAUGGGCUAUGUAUAUGGCACUAUUAUCAGGUGUUCGAAAUAAAAAUAAUAGUCAUUUAUCACAACAAAUUGUUGAUCGUAUGAAGAAACUUUUUCCUCAAAUGAUCGAUUCAUUGAAUUCAGCUUCAAUCCUUCUUGCCAAUGUUUAUGGAUCGACAGGACAAAUUGGCAAGGCAUCAGAUAUCAAAAUUCAAUUACAACAAUCGGGUGUGAGGAGAACAGUCGGUGUGUCAACAACUGCAGUCAAUGGACAACUUUUUCAAUUUCGAGCUCAUGAUCAAUCUCAUCCACAAGCUAAGAAAAUCUAUGCUGAAAUUGAAAAAAUAUCUGCCGAACUUAUUGAACACGGUCAUCAAUACGAUGCAAGUUGGAUUACACGACCGUUAGAUCUGGACGAAACUGUUGAAUCAACACUGUGUGGGCAUAGUGAAAGACUUGCAAUUGCAUGGAAUUUUGUAGAAAAUCCCCAUGCAUCAUUAAUUCAAGUGACAAAUAAUCUUCGAGUUUGUGGUGAUUGUCAUCGCGCAACAAAAUUAAUAGCUUCAAUUCGUCAAUGUGAAAUAAUUGUUCGUGAUGCAAAUCGAAUUCAUCAUUUUUACACAAAUGGACAAUGCUCAUGUCAAGAUUAUUUCUAG
Messenger RNA from Adineta steineri, 1209 nucleotides. The record is from the annotation of a GenBank genome assembly. NCBI's taxonomy places the organism in Eukaryota, Metazoa, Rotifera, Eurotatoria, Adinetida, Adinetidae.